UUUAGAUUUGUUCAUUCAUCUUUUGCUCUUAUAUGAAAAAGCGCAUAUAAAAAGCAGAAUCUUUAAAUUAAUAUCUAUCUUCUCCAGCAACUACUCGUACCUACUCACGCUCAACUCCAUAACGAAGGGCUAGGGAGUUAUGCGUGCCGCUGCGAAACAACUAAGCAAUUCUCCUCCAAAUGCUCUCCGUCGUCUGCAACAGGAGCUUGUUGAUGUGACUGAUAAUCCAAUCGAGGGUAUCAAAGUUCAUUCUGCUGCCGAAAAUAUCUUCAUAUGGAAGGUUGCCAUAUUUGGUGCGCCUGGAACGAUCUAUCAGACGCUUAAGUUCCCGUCCAGAUAUCCAUUCGAGCCUCCUUCCAUGCGCUUCGAUAAUCCACUCUUUCAUCCUAAUGUGUAUAAGGACGGAAGGGUUUGCAUAAGCAUCUUGCAUCCGCCUGGCCAGGAUAAGCUGAGUGGAGAAUCGGCCGCCGAACGUUGGAACCCUGCUCAUGGCGUCCGCAGUAUUCUACUCUCCGUGAUAUCGAUGCUGAAUGAGCCUAACAUUUCUUCACCGGCAAAUGUGGAUGCUUCUGUGAGCUACCGCAAGUAUAAGGAGAAUGGCAACAAAGAGUUCCCAGAUAUAAUCAAGAAAAUGGUUGAAAAGUCGAAGGCGGAGGCUGCUAAAGAUGGAGUGAAGGUACCUGAAACUGAGGAGGAGUACGUAAUCAAGGCUAGAGUAAAGCGUCAGCAAGCGGAGAACGAAGGCGGCACUGAUAAUGGCGAUGUUGGCCUAGAGGGUAAUUAA
Molecule: messenger RNA, 784 nt
Organism: Meloidogyne enterolobii
Lineage: Eukaryota; Metazoa; Nematoda; Chromadorea; Rhabditida; Meloidogynidae
Source: the annotation of a GenBank genome assembly